Molecule: messenger RNA, 6345 nt
Organism: Perca fluviatilis (European perch)
Lineage: Eukaryota; Metazoa; Chordata; Actinopteri; Perciformes; Percidae
Gene: sp2
Product: sp2 transcription factor
Exons: 8
Coding region: 160-1959 (599 amino acids)
Biological process (GO): regulation of transcription by RNA polymerase II
Molecular function (GO): RNA polymerase II cis-regulatory region sequence-specific DNA binding; DNA-binding transcription factor activity, RNA polymerase II-specific
Source: RefSeq, a predicted model, not a curated record
UCCACCGGGGCUCGGUCUUCAAGGCUCACGGAGAGCGAAUGUCGUCAUGAGCGGAAUGUGCUGUGAUGUCCUUGAACAGCCUAACUACUGAAAAUAGAUGCUGCAGGAAGCCUGAAUCUGACUCUGCUGUGUCUGUGUUUUCCAGAACAACAGGACAGUAUGGCCACCACUGUUGCUGUCAGUCCCAGUGAAUACCUUCAGCCCUCCACCGCUUCCACACAAGACACCCAGCCCUCUCCUCUGGCCCUCCUGGCUGCCACCUGUAGUAAAAUCGGCCCCCCCGCUGCUCAGGCUCCUGUCACCUCUCCUCCAGCGCAGCCGCAGCCUCGCAGGCUCCUCCCCAUAAAGCCGGCUCCAAUCGCCCCCGCUCCGCCCAAAAACCUCUCUUUCCUCUCAGCCAAGGGCAAUGUGAUCCAGCUGCCUGCCGGCCUGGGCACCACGGCCUCUGGCAACCCCAUCGUGCUCACUAUCCAGCAGAGCCCGGCCCGCACACACACCUCGGCCCCCGCCAACAUCCAGUACCAGAUGGUGCCGCAGAUCCAGGGUGCCCAGACUAUCCAGGUGAUGCCACAGGGAGGGCAGUUCCAGCUCAUACCAGGGACCAACCAGGCCAUCCUCACCACCCCCAUGACCGUACCGGCUCCGGCGGCCGCCACCACUCCUAUUACGCCGCAGAAGACUCUAGCCAUCAAGCCCUGCCCCAAGUCGCGCAAGCCAAACAACUCUGCUGCAAACAUGGUGCAGCUGCCGAGCGGGCUCACGCUGCCGCUCAACGUGGCGACCGGAGAGGUUGGCGGGACUCAGUUCAUCACAGAGACGGCAGCUGCCCCUCCCACUCCGGGAAAGGGACGACGAGGGAGGAAGAAGAAAGUGGCUUUGACUGGCACGCCUCCUCCUCCCCCCCAGGCUGCCUCUCCACCCCCAGAGCAGAUGGAGACCAUCUUGAUAGAAGCUGGCGACAACAUCAUUCAGGCAGGCAACAACCUGCUGAUCGUGCAGAGUCCCGGGCAGCCACCAAUGGUGCAGCAAGUCCAGCUGGUCCAGUCCAAGCCGGAGUCUCAGGUGGUUCAGAUCCCCCAGCAGGCCUUGAAGGUGGUGCAGGCCGCCUCCGCUACAUUACCGACCAUCCCACAGAGACAGUCGGUCCCCUCAAACCUCCAGGUUACUCAAACAGAUGCAACACCAACACAGUUCCUCUUCAAAACCGCAUCGGGUGAGUGGCAGACUGUUCAGCUACAGGACUCAGUCUCCACGACAACGACCCCCACCACUUCGGUCGUCACCACCAGCACCUCGCCGCCGGCGGGCGCCAAGAAGACGCUGGGGGGAGGACGGAAGGAACGGACUCUGGCAAAAAUAGCUCCGGCGGGGGGGAUGAUCGCGCUGAACCCGUCGCAGCUCUCCUCAGCGACCCAGACGGUGCAGACCAUCAGCAUCAACGGCGUCCAAGUUCAGGGAGUUCCUGUCACCAUCACCAACGCCGGGGGCCAGCAGCACCUCACGGUGCAGGCGAUGCAGGGCGGAGGACUCCAGCUGGCAACGACGCAGGGCCAGCCGGCCAUCCAGGUGGACCAGACCCUCACCCUGGAGCUGCCCGGCCAGCCAGGAGAAAAGAAGCGGCGCAUGGCCUGCACCUGCCCCAACUGCAAAGACGCAGACAAGAGGCCUGGGGAGGUGGGGAAGAGAAAGCACAUCUGCCACGUCCCCGGCUGCGAGAAGACGUUCAGGAAAACGUCGCUGCUCAGAGCUCACGUCCGGCUGCACACUGGCGAAAGGCCCUUCGUCUGCAACUGGGUUUUCUGCGGGAAACGUUUCACGCGCAGCGACGAGCUGCAGCGGCACGCCAGGACGCACACAGGAGACAAGCGCUUUGAGUGCAGCCAGUGUCAGAAGCGCUUCAUGAGGAGUGACCACCUGACGAAGCAUUACAAGACUCACAUAAACACCAAGAACCUGUGAGCUGCCUGUAUACUGACUCAAACUAAAGACUGUAUAAGAGGAAGGAGGGGCAAACAGAGGAGACGAUACCAAGGGAGUGUCUGUGACUUAUCCCGUUAUGGGAAAUACUCCAAAAAAGUCCCCAUAUCCCAUCACACUCCUCUAGGACACUGUGUGUACAAAGAAAUCCUUCCUGGUGGACUUCAUACUGAUCCUGCAAACCUAUCCAUUAAUAGUUUAACUUCGUUUUAGUAUUUUCUCUGCUCUGAGUUGAGCGGAGGCCAGAUCCAGCUCUGACAACUCCGAACACGCAAGAUGACGAGAUGGCAAGGCUUCAGAUGCUUAACUCUGCUUGGUUAUUUAUGAACUUCCCUUGGGGGAAGAACGUACACAGAAUUAUUCAGACGCCAACACAAAGACCACAGGACUCCAGUCACAGUUUCCCUCUCUUUUAUUUUGUUUUUUCUUCCCCCAAAUCCUGCUUGUUUUUUUUUGUUUUUUUUAUCUUUGUCAGGGAACAUUGGGAGCUCCUGGAAAUUGGCUUUCAAGCAUCAAAAAAGAAAGAGAAAAAAAAAAGCAUUACCUUUGUUUUGUAAAUUAACAGGUUUUACCUCAGUGGAAUGUUAAUUUUAUUUUAAGGUAUUUGUGGUUAAGCAGGAGUCUCUCCCUAAAAGUUGGGGACGAUUACGUAAAAAAAAAAACUUUUAGAAGUUUACAUUGGCUAUUUUUUAAAGUGUGUAUAUGCAUACUAUUAUACAUCAUAUUCAUAAUGAUAAUAAACUAUUUAUAACAUUUUCCAUAAAAUUGUUAGAAAUUGAUUUACAAAGUAGGUAUGUAGAAAAACUUGACCUAAAAAAAGAAAUGAAACAGGAGGCUUAAAGGCUCAAUGAGUAGGAUUUAAAAAAAAACAACAUGUAGACUAAAAUAAUCCCAUUCAGCCAUCACUUACAGUAUGACCUACUAGAAGUGUGUUGUGGUUGUUUUUUUUUAACCUGCCCUCUGCCUGAAUUUUCUUAUUUUGCUGUGUUCAGGACGUUUCUGGGCAUCAACCUCUAAAAUCAGGCAAGGUGCAAGAUUGUAAGCACACAUCCAAGAGAAAGCUACGAAAAUGUUAGACACAGUGCCGAAAAAAACGCAGAUUUAGCAAGAGGAAACAGAAAGCGGACAAAGCUUGACUCAUCUGCUUGAGCCGGGGAUACAUUUUAGCUGUUGAGUUUACAAACUGCAACGACAAAUCCUACUUAUUCUGCCUUUGAAGUUUCACAGCAGAAAUACAUACAAAGAGGGAAAAGAACAUUUUAUCACAUUUGCUUUGAGGGUACUGAUUUCAGUCUGAGCUCUUCCAGCAGAGCGAUCCAAGGCCUGGCAUCUCUGGUGGCAAAGCUUUAGAUGCAGUCACUUUGCUGCCAAGACCACUGAACAAAGCAGCAGCACCUCAGGCUUGGAAGGGGUUUAACAUACAGUUCAGGGGCCAGAAGUCACUGUGCCUUAACAGUUUUAAUUCAAAUCUUAAAAAUCUAGUUCUAAACAAACAGGCAAAAAGUGAAGAGCUGCUGAGAUUCGAUUAGUAUAGUGAUAUCUUAGUGAAGAGCCUGACUCCUGCUGGAAAAUAUACAAACGGUGGUUUAAACGCGAAAACAUGAAGGACAGAUUUCAAGGUCAGCAAAUGUUACAAAAGAUGUAUUUUUUUAAAUAGUUUGUUUUAAACUGAGAGAAGCAAAACAACAUCAAAAUUUUAUCCAAUUUCACUCUCGAACCUGGUAAAGCUUAGCAAAGUUUCAAAUAUUGUCUUGUGUGUUGGUUGAUGGAGCAUAUUCGAGACUGUUUUUUAAUCAUUAAACAUUAAGGGAAUGUAUACAUCCUGAGGCUUUUGAUGGCAACUCAAGUCUCACAUCAUGAUUAGGUAUAAUGUCACAAAGUGCAAGCAUGUAAUUAGAGAAUAAUAGAGGACCCAGGGUUGAUCCUUGUGGAACACCAGAUAUGAUCACCGGACUUUUGUGAUCAAGCAGUGUGUUGUAAUCAACCAUAUCAAAGGCUGCGAAUGGGUCAAGGUGAAGCAGGAUGUCCCCUCUUGUCAGCUGCAAAGAGGACGUUGUUUGUAACAUCUAUUUGGAGGACUGACAUUCUUCAGAAAUGUUAAUUUUAUGACGCGGAGGAAACGCCGUUAAGUUACCAAACAUUUUCUUUUGAGGAUUGAUAGUUAAGUCUCCUUUUAUCAACAAGUCAUAAUUGAUAGAUGCAACAUUUGUGGAGGACUGCAUUACUAACCUGUUGUCCAAUAACCUGACUAAGUCCAAGGAGAGUGAUGACUUCACAUAUGAAUCCAUGUAUACUACCUAAAAUGCUCUACCUUUUUAGAGAAUUACUGCAAAAACAUUCAACUUUCUGGUGAACUUCGUUUUCUGUGACGACAGGGCAAAGUUGAUAACCGUCAAACAAAUCCAAGAGUUUUUUUUUAAGUUUGAAAAAUAAGGUAAAAAAAGGUCUCUUGAGUCUCCAGGUGCUAAGGAUUUAAUUCAGUGAAAUAAUUAAUGUGAUGAACCCGCUCACACCCCUCUUUUCCCUCUGAGGUCAAAAUCAGGUUGCUUCAUAGUUGGUUAUCCAUCUAGGAUACCACAACAGGUACGCUUACGUCUAGGGCUGGGUAUCGAACUUCGAUACUUUCAGUACUGGAAUGUGUUGUUAGCACUGAGUAUGGAAGCUGUCAAAAAAAUAAGAGUUGGCAUUGAAUAUUUGGCCACAUUCAUACUCUAUGGACUUGUUCCUUUAUCACAGUUCCUGAUUUAAAUCAUACUCUUUUAGACAGCAUUCUGUUUAGUUCUUGAAUGGCUGCAUGUGUUUAGACAUUUGAUUUUAACAACUUAUCUCCUUUUAUUACCUGAAAGGUUUGCCUUUUCAUUAUGGCGUAUAUUUUAGAAAAAAAUGUUUGUACUUCUCAAAGUAAGGUAUAAAAAAAGUAUGAUACCCAGCCCUACUUACACUGUGUGUACUAAUAAAUAAGUAACUAAAUUCCAGGGUAACUCUGCGAAUCUGCUUUACUCACAGUAUCAUUUGGAUUUCAUGAUUUGUAGCCUAUGCAUUGCUGUAUUAAUAUGAACAGAUUUCCAAUUAUUUGGCCUGACUUGACAAUCACGUCCCAAGAUGAAAAAAUAUCUUUCUCAGGCCUUCCAACAGUUACUUUGUACAUGCAUUUUCUUUUUCCAGCUAUGUGAUAGCUUUAAUUCUGAAUUAACACUUGAGUUUUUUUUAUAUGCAGAUGACCAGCAUAAGGCCUACUGUACAGUAUUCACACAAGUUGCUUAAAUGUAUUUUGCUUUACAGAAAACAUUGUUGCUCAUGUGUUUUUGUUGUUGUUGAUAUAAUGAAGAUUUACUGACGUUUCGCUAACAUCUCAUCAGUCAGUUUAAAGUCUGAACUUGUACGUGAGUUACUUUUAUUUAAAGAAAUACACCGACUUAUUGUUAAAUAAGCUUUUUGGUCAAAUUAGCUUGGUGCUUCACCUCUGUGUUGAGUUUUCACUGUGGCGUGUUUUCAAUACUGUGACAUACAUGUUAAAUGGAUGGUGCUGCCUUGCUAAAUAUUACAACUUUGACCAAAAAGUUAAAAGUCUGAUUUGUUUUGUAUAGCACUUUGAAUUCUCAAAGUGAUUCACAGGGGCGGCAGAGAAACGUAAAGCUUACAUGUAGGUGGCCAAUAUUUGGUGUAUUUUUUCUAGAAUAUGUCUGAAGACAUGCGAUGCCAUGGGGAUGGAAAGACAGAGCCGGUUCAUAUUUAUGUUUGUAUUUCAUGUCUGAAUAUGUAAAUACAGUGUGUGUCUGGGAGACACAAUAAAUGUAGGAUAAUAAAACCCAAAAGUUAAGCUGCCUAGUGUUGUUGUUGGCGUUGCCAGCCCUGAAGGAAAUGGACUUUGUACAGUGUGUAAGGAAUAAAAUAUAAUGUGACAUUGUAUAGCUUCAUUCCUGCUUUGUAUACGACUUCUAAAUCUUUUUUCUAUUGAAUUAAAGAUGCCUUAGACAGCUGCACCCAGUAUUUAGAGAUGUUUUUUUUCUGUCUAAUUCCAGGUAACAUUUGUAAAACUCCUUUUGUGUUUUUAACUUAUGUUACAUGCUCAUGUAAUGUGCACUGAUUUAAAAUCCCAGGUUCCAAAAUUUGUAAAGUUGAUCUUCAUUGUAAUGAUAAUGAGAUUUUCCAAAUUUAGACGUUUCUUUUGCUUGGUUUCGGUGAAAUAAAUGCUUCUCCUUCUUCAGGCCUAUAUGUCAUAUAAUGUUCAGCAGCCAAUUGUUGUGUUUAUAUGGAGAACCCGUAGAACCAGCAACCCAUUUUAUAAACUGUGUAAAGGUGCUAAAACAUAAUGUUGGCUCCUUUUCUACAGCCCCCCCUCCCCCCCAAUAAAGAACUUAAACCAUU